AGUGGGCUCGACCAUACACCGUAACGAAUAACUAGAAGGGGCGUGUACUGUGAGGAAAUUGGUGACGCCUGCAGGUGGGAAUUUCACCUGGCCACAAAUAACAGUCGACGUCGAGUUCGCAGAUUAGAAGUGCUACUUUUACGUGAUGGAUAAACAGCAGAAUAACCAAAUCCUGAGAGAGGGCUUCCUAGUGAAGCGGGGUCAUGUAGUUACCAACUGGAAGGCUCGCUGGUUUGUGUUGUACCCGGACAAGCUGGUUUACUACAAAUAUGAGGGGAGCAAGAAAGACUCCUGUCAGCGCGGGAAGAUCCUUUUGGCAAAUUGCGUCAUCACCUGUCCCUAUUUGGAAUAUGACAACCGACCGCUGGUCAUCAAGCUGCAGACGCAGCACGCGGUCGAGCACUUCCUGGAGGCCUGUUCGCGGGAGGAGCGGGACGAGUGGGCCGCGGACAUCGCCGCCGCGGUGCAGAGACUCAAGGGGGAGAACAGUCAGAGUGCCCCCCCGGAACCCCGGCAGCUCCAGCUGCGCAAUGUCAGCCUCAAUCAGGUGGUAGACUCCAUGUACAAUGUUCACAACGGAAUCAAGCUGACGGUCCACAUGGAGCAGGGAAGCUCCUUCACCAACUGCUUUUCAGGCUCCGCUGUGGUGGACUGGAUGGUGUCCAUGCAGUUGGCGAUGACGCGGAUGGAGGCCCUGACGCUGGCGUCGGCGCUGCUGGAGGAGGGCUUCGUGCGCCCCGUCGGCAUGAAGAGCGUGGAGGCCAUGCGGUGGGCGGGGCUCAGCGAGCAGUUCCUGGACGACUCCACGGCCCUCUACAGCUUCGCAGAGAAUUUUAAGAAGAGGGGGAGUGUGAGGGCAGAGACGACCCUGGCCGCGGCGGAGCUGAGGGGGACCGUGGUGAAGAGGGGCUACCUGCUCAAACAGGGACACAAGAGAAAGAACUGGAAGGUGCGACUGUUUGUGCUGCGCUCCGAGCCAGAUUACCUGCACUACUACGAUCCGACCAAGGAUGACAUCAGUCCCGCGGGCGGGUUCUCUCUGCGCGGCUGCCUGGUGUCGGGGCUGAACGACAACGGCGUUCCCUCAGGGGUGAAGGGCAAAGUGCAGGGGAACCUGUUCAAGAUCAUCACUCAGGAAGAUAAACACUACUUCAUCCAGGCUCCCUCUCACCAGGAGAAGACUGACUGGAUUGAGGCCAUCAAACAGCACACAUAAGACAAGGCCUAAGCGCAAUAUUUGAAGAGACAGAAGGGAAACUGUUCAAGUGCAGACAGGCAUCACUGUAGGACUCGGUGGUGAAGCUAGACAAGGACCAGUCCAGACGUGCUCCCCUGCAGUUAAGGCCCAUUUUAAAGGGGAUCCACGUGAACGCAGGUCGGGUGAUCCGCCUCACCACCAUGACAUCAACACCAUCUGGUGAGUGAGAGAUUACUCAAUCUCUGAGCUUUCUCCUGGUCCUAAAGCCAUAAGCAAGGGGUCGUUCAUCAGGGAAACCCUUGUCCUAGUCCGUAAACACAAAACCAUCCUGGCCAAUAUCGCAAGUGAAACAUUGUAGAAUCUGUAACUUGGAGAAAAAAAAAUCCUCCAAACAUUUAUACAGUUUACUACUUUCACUUUUCUUUGUUACUUACAACAACAAAACUUUUGUUCCUGUAUUU
Molecule: messenger RNA, 1659 nt
Organism: Anguilla anguilla (European eel)
Lineage: Eukaryota; Metazoa; Chordata; Actinopteri; Anguilliformes; Anguillidae
Gene: plek2
Product: pleckstrin 2
Exons: 10
Coding region: 146-1216 (356 amino acids)
Biological process (GO): actin cytoskeleton organization; intracellular signal transduction
Cellular component (GO): plasma membrane
Source: RefSeq, a predicted model, not a curated record